AUGGCUUCCCCAGCCCUCGACCAUCUGAUCCUCUUCGUCCCAGUUGAUCCAGAAACGAAUCUUCCCAAAGUACCAACUUUCUUCGCUAAGAACUUUACCCUCACGCCAGGUGGUGUGCAUGCCGAUGGAAUAACAUCAAACACGCUCAUCCUGUUCGCAGACGGCUGCUACAUCGAACUCAUCAGCUUCAUUGAUCCUCCGAAAGCUGCCUCCCACUGGUGGGGUCCAGAUGCAAGUUUUGUUGGCUGGAAAGAUUGGUGUCUUACCAAUUCUAAAACUCCGGAAGAAAACUACAAUAGCAUCAAGGAGACACACGACAAGCCGGUACAUGGCGGACGAAAGCGCGCUGAUGGCGUUGACGUGAAAUGGGCAGUCACGUUUCUGAAAGGCGAGAACGGAGGCCAGAAAACACGAGGAAGGAUACCAUUCUUCUGUCACGACAUCACGCACCGCAGUACUCGUGUACCGCUGUCAAAAGAGAAUACCACGCAUCCGUGCGGUGCAUUGGGUAUCACACAACUCUCAAUUAUCGCACGAGACCAAGACUUCCUCGAUGAGACGAAGAAGGCUUUAACUUCACUCCUGGGCGAGGUAGAAUUGGGAGCGCCUUCUUUCCGGGCUGCGAGGGUGCGUGAUGUGGAGGGCUUAGACAGUGGAGCUAAGAUUGCGGUGCGUUUACCGCAUGGCGAGGAAGAGACCGAGACCGUGACCACGACAGGCUUUUGGUUCGGGGACAUAUGUCUGGGUGUUCAGGCGACUGGCGAACAUGAGCCUGGAACGAAAAUGAGGCUGGAUCUCGAUGCCGAGGAUGUGAGAGGCGUAUCGCUCGAGUGGGUUUAG
This is a messenger RNA of Parastagonospora nodorum SN15, 840 nucleotides long. RefSeq lists its product as hypothetical. The transcript has a single exon. NCBI's taxonomy places the organism in Eukaryota, Fungi, Ascomycota, Dothideomycetes, Pleosporales, Phaeosphaeriaceae. The coding region runs from base 1 to 840 and encodes 279 amino acids. The record is from RefSeq and is a predicted model, not a curated record.